UUCAAAGAAAACCGGAUAACAAGAUACAAACGUAAAUCAACAAAAUUUUGAAAAGAUGAAACGCGCCACAUUCAAAGUUUUAGUUCCUGUCCUACUGACUCAAUUAGCUGUGGCAGUGGUCGGGCACGAUGGCGACAAUUUGGCGAAAGAAUACGGCGCGAAGAUUCAAAAAGAUAAAAACAGAAACUCAAUGAGUGCCUUUGGCAGUGGUCAGACAGAGGAGUUUGACGAACUUAACCCCAACGGGCGCUACAGUGAAUUCUGGCCAAUGAGAUGGCCCAAAGAGCCAAAUCAACCGAAAUCAAAUCACAAAACAAAUCACAAAUCUAAGUCACAUUUUCCUAUUCCAGCUCACAGUUAUUUCGCUCCGAUUAUUUACAACUAUGCAUCAGCAUUCAAACCUUAUGUUCCACUUUACGUUCCUAAGAAGACUCCCAGUGUCGACCGCCCUACUUCCGUCUCUCCUACAGCUUACUACACCGAAUCACUGAUUUACGGUUACACAACGCCAUCUUAUCCAUCACCGACUUUUUCACCUUCGCCUUACUUUCCUCCGGAGAACAUGGAUUCCACCAUCGACCCAUCAUCACGGCCUCAAUACCCGUCGAUAUUCUACAAUGAUUUAAAAAAAAGAGCCGGAAUCAUCACAGAAUAAUGUCGGCGCAGAAUUUGUUAAUGACGAUAACGAUUUUCCCAAGUUCGACGAUUUCUUAAAACAGAGUUUGAGUUUUCAGCACUUCAGACCUUGAUCAAGUUUGAGCGAGAUUUCAGGUAAAAUUCUGUGUUAAUCAAUAAGAUAGUUUUUUAGUUAUAUACCGCUGACACCCAUCGUAAUGUCGUUAAUAAUCGAAUGGCAGGCCUAUUCUACUACAACGAAAAUGUACAAUGACAAAAUCAAAAUAAAUAUUACCCCGUGUUGACCCUUAAAAUAACCAUGCAUAACAUUUAAAAAAAAGGAAGAAAAAUAAUAUAAGUAUUAGGCUAUGUUGUUAUUAUCGGUAAAUCUGAAAUACCGUUAAAGGCAAUAUAAGCAUCCGUGCCCGAUCCUUGCUAUCUACAUCCACCGUACUGAUGCUAUGUACGUAUAAGGGCCUAUAAGUAAUAUUACGCCAGCAAAAUCUCAUCUACACCCCCAGCAUUUUCUCUUUUUUG
Messenger RNA from Daphnia pulicaria, 1152 nucleotides. RefSeq lists its product as uncharacterized. NCBI's taxonomy places the organism in Eukaryota, Metazoa, Arthropoda, Branchiopoda, Diplostraca, Daphniidae. Bases 56 to 655 code for a protein of 199 amino acids. The record is from RefSeq and is a predicted model, not a curated record. The transcript is spliced from 2 exons.